CAAACUCAGAAGAACACUCAGGAAGAAAACAAACACACAAAAACAAUCACACAAUAAACUUUAUAAAACGUAGACAAUAAUAAUUAGCUUAAACCAUUUUGAAAAUAGUUAUAGUUUUUAAUAGAAAAUAAACUAAACAAAUAUGAUUCCUUAAUUUGCCAUGUCCUAAUUCUGAAACUAAACUGCUAAUUAAACUCGGGGUUAGGCCAAAGAACGGUUCUUCCCUAUUUUCCCAUUCAUAUUAGCUCAUGUUAAGACCAACCCUAACUCUAAACCCUACUACCCUUAGCAACCCAUAGACCAACCCUUAAGUUACUAGUUACUACUAAGAAUAGCGCAUUAAGAUUUGUGGAAAACAUCACCGUAACAAUCUUGCAGUAACACUACGGUUAUUUAACAAAACCAGUUCGAGAACCUUGAUUAGCAAAAACCACUUAGCGAGACAGCAAGUACUAAUCAAGUGACACUUGGUUUCUAGAAAAGUUCGACAAUUUAAAGCACUUUGAACUUUAAAAGAAUAUCAAUUUAAACUGGAUUAGGCGCGCGUUCUUAAUUUGGUCCAAUCUAAGUAAAAUCUGGUGAAAAAUAGUUCUCUGAACACCUUUUCGAGUUUAGAUUUAACAGUAGCAUAGAGCUAAAAUCUCUUCAAAGUCAAACUAAUUCAACAAGAACAAUCAAAUAUAAUAUUUAAUCUUUUGUGUCAAAUAAUUUGGCCUAAGAAGGUUUUAUAAUUCCAGAGACAAUAAUAAAUCAAUAAAUCAAAUUUGAACAAUUCAACAUCAACCCACAAACAAAUCAACACUUAUAAUAUAACUUAAACAUUCAACAAAAAAUUGGAAUUGAAAAUAAAAUAUUUAAUAUGGAGAGUCAAAUUUAUGGCUUGAAAGCUUGAUAAAUUAGAAAAUCCAAGAUAAUGGAAUCAAAAGACAAGAAAAACUCCCCUGAGUUUUUUCCUUUGUACGCACAGCAGAAGCUAGAGGCCAGCUUCCAUUAACAAAGUCCUGCAUCGCCGGAAUUCAUGGUGUACAAUUGAUGUUCCCUUCGUCGGAGUUGUCGUCUCCGGACGCCGCGCCGGACCUAGGGUCGAAACCCUAGGUCGGCUCUCUCUGUUCUGUUUCCGCCUCCUCUCUGUUUCGUUUCUGUUUUUAUCCUCUACUAGACCGGUACCCGUGCUUCCUAUGCACGCACAGACUCUUCUCUGGCCAACCCAACGUUGCGCCUAGGAGUUCUUCCCGGCCUUGCAUCGCACAACUUCCCUAUCAACUCAUGCUUUCAUUGCCGUUCUCAUGACGACACCCAAACCAGAUUCUUCGUCGACGCCGCCCCUUACCAUGGAGGAUCUUAUGAAAGCAGUCAACAAUCUGAGUGCCGAAUUGCAGGCAACGAAACAGCAGGUUUCUGCCUUGACGGCGUCGUCUUUCCAACGAGAGCAACGACGGAAUCACCCCCCACGCACGGGCUGGCGCCCUCCUCCCCUGCGCACACCCGGUACCGGCUCCCACAACGACGCCAUUCCAAGGCUACGUGUUGAGGCUCCCCAUUUCAACGGCGACGAUCCAGCGGGAUGGAUUUUUCGGAUUCAUAACUACUUUGAUUACUUCCAGACACCGGAGUAUGAACGCUUGCCGUUAGUCUCCAUGCUAAUUGAUUACCCGGCGUCCGAUUGGUUUCGCUACUACCAAACCAAUAACUGUGGUACUAGUUGGGAGGCAUUCCUGUUGGCCGUUCGUCAACGAUUUGAUCCAGAAUAUUAUGAAAAUUAUAUUGGUUCCUUGUCCAAGUUGCAACAGACAUCUACCAUCUUGGCUUACCAAACAGCUUUUGAGGCAAUUCUUAAUAAAAUUUCCGGCGUUCCCGAACCAACCCUUGUUGCUAUGUACGUUUCCGGGCUACGUUCACCAGUGCAGCGCGAGGUUAAUUUGCGCAACCCCCGUACCUUACAGGAGGCUUUUGGAUUGGCUCGCGAACUGUCCGCGUGUCAUCACGAAUCCAAUGCCCUCCGCCGGCCAUGGCCUGCUCGCCCAUCGUUCUCCGCUCCAUCUGGCACAGGGACGGUUCAUUCGUCACCAUCCUCUUCCACGCCGGGCGCAUCUGGUGCCAGAGCUCCUGCGCCAUCCGCCGCUCCACCUCUGCCUAUUGUGCGUGUUACGAUAGCCCAAAAAAAUGAACGAAGUAAAAAGGGGUUGUGUUGGUAUUGCGAGGAGAAGUGGGUUCCCGUUCAUCAUUGCAAAGGCCGUUUCCUCACCUACAUGGGGCCGGAUGAGGAGGAUGACUCCGGCGAAGUCACGGAGGCUGUAUCACCGCUGGACGAAGACACCGUGAUCUUGGCCGAUGUGUCUAGUCUUAAUUCCUUAGCCGGCAGCCCGAGUCCUCGCGCCUUGAAAUUGGUUGGGUCAGUCAAUACCCAGGACGUACAGGUCUUAUUGGAUGGGGGCAGCACCCAUAAUUUUAUCCACCCGAUGGUGGCGGAACGCUUGUCGUUGAUUCUCCACCCGGUUCCCCCCUUUCGUGUUUAUGUGGGAAACGGGGACUCCCUGCGUUGUGCGUAUUCUUGCCCUCAAACUCCGCUAUUGCUACAAGGUGUUCUCUUCGAGGUUGAUUUGUACUUACUCGAAAUACAUGGCCCUGACGUCGUGCUUGGCGUUCAAUGGCUCCAGACCUUAGGCAAGGUCUCUCACGACUACGCUAACAUGACCAUGGAAUUUUGUUGGAACGGGUCCCUAGUCACUUUGUGCGGUGAUACGGCAGCCCCUAAGCCUAUUUCUUUCAUCCAUUUAUGUUCUUUAGCUGCUCACACGCCCCUGGAGUUCUUUGAGUUACUGCCAGUGCCUCAAUCACCGCCUCCGUCGGAGAAUGCCGAGGUGGUCUUUCCCACAGAUGUUCCACCACCCGUUCGGACAAUAUUAGAGUCUCAUGCCACCGUUUUUCAGCUGCCACAGGCCCUGCCGCCGGCUCGGAUGUGGGAUCAUCACAUCCAUCUUGCCGCCAUCACAAAACCCGUCAACGUUCGGCCAUACCGUUACCCAUACUUUCAGAAAACAGAAAUAGAACGGCAGGUACGCGAGAUGCCGUAUUAUCUGAUCUUAUCUUAGAAAUGAACUACGGUGACCUGA
Cuscuta campestris is the source of this 3113-nucleotide messenger RNA. Lineage: Eukaryota; Viridiplantae; Streptophyta; Magnoliopsida; Solanales; Convolvulaceae. The record is from the annotation of a GenBank genome assembly.